AUGCAGCGAAUUCCUGGAUACAUCGAUAAUCCCCUGCCGCCCCAUCUAGCAUCCUACCACCAGAAUACGCGACCACCACCACCACCACCUGCAGGGGUUCGACAGCCUUCAAUUCCGAAUGGCACUGGUCAUUAUCCAGGCGAAGUUAACUCUAUCAGCUGGAGUAGCACAAGCGGGAGUACAAACCCGUUUGAUCUGCCCGAACAAGACCAAGACCGUUCAUGGCUACCCACCGAGACCCCACCGACGUUGCCGCCGGCGUACGACUACACGCCCAACAGCGUAUCAGGAUCGUCAUCAUGGGGUCUGUAUCCACCUGUCGUCCAGGCUUCUGAGGGACAUUUGAAUCCACAGCAGUAUGCGAGGCAGAGGGUGAGGUCGAUGUCUGAGCGCGGUGAGUGGGGCGGGGGCGUAUCGACCUUUGGCCCUGCGAGUAUGGCGUUCCCCAUGCCUGAAACGCCGUUGUCGCAUUCCUUUUCGUCGAUGAAACUUACCCCACCUGUCCCGCCUGUCCCACCGUUACCACCGCUACCCCAGCAGACAAGUUCUCAACCUCCUCCGAGUCCCCCACCACGACCACCUCCCCCGCCUUCGAGUUCUGCCUCAUCGACAUCGAAUGUGCCGAGUCAAGACGUCUCCGGCUCUUCCAAUACGCCGACAACCCUUGAGCGGGCGACGACGGCAACAGCGACGACCGUCUCGCAUCGUAUCAGCAGGACCAAUAUACACGUUAGCCGUUCCAAUUCGGAGAGUCUGGCAGAAUCCGCUCCUGCCUCCCCACCUCAUCGACCCAACCCACAUCCGCACUCGAAAAGCGAUCGCGGCGUCUUCAGCAAUACCAAUCUCUUGAAAUUGCAGGGGACCGUGGUUAACCCGUCUGUGCCGUUGUUCCAACCGUCCAAUUCAUAUUCGAAGAAUCCAGAGCAGUAUCCUGAUGCCUUGGCCUCGCCCGUCGAUUCCACGUUCUCUGUUGACCAGGAAAGUGUCAUUGCGUCGGAAUUGAUGGGUCUAUCUCAAGACAUGUCGGAAAACAUCCGCCGGUUCCAGGCGAACGAACUCUCUGAAUCUGACCAGGAAUGGCACAAACUCGUCCCUAAAGAAGCGCUGGAUGCACUCGACCCUGCAGAAGUAAAACGGCAAAGCAUGAUCUUCGAGUUCUUCAAAGCUGAGCGUGAAUACGUAUCGGAUUUGGAACUGGUGACGGAGGUGUUUAUGAAGGGGAUGAAGGAGGCACAACCAGCUGUGAUCCCAGAGCACCUGAUAGGCGGGUUCUUGCACGAAGUAUUUGGCAAUGUGGCGGAUUUGUUGAAGCAUCAUAAAGUGAUGCUCGAGUCGUUAUUCGAGAGGCAGAGGGAAUAUCACCCAUUGGUUCAUUCGAUUUCGGAUAUCGUACUUGAAACUGCCCUCAAACCCGAAUUCCGCGGAGCCUACGAAAUCUACAUCAAGCAUUUCCCUGUCGCCGAAUCCCUCCACCAGAAACAGCUCUCCUCAAACAAACGAUAUGCAUCCUUCCUCGAAUCCGUCUCCUCGGAUCCCCGAGUUAAGAAACGUGACAUGAAGAUCUUUUUAUCGCGCCCAGUGACGCGUUUACCAAGGUUGAAUUUGUUGCUCGAGUCCAUGCUGAAGCAGACGAAUAAAGAGCAUGAUCAUCCAGAUUUGGAUACCCUGCCGUUGGUUCUCGGGAUCUUGGGAGAUUGUAUAAAGGCGACACAACCGGGCAUUGAGACAGCGGAGAGGAGAGUCAAGUUUAUGGAUCUUUGUGAGCAUCUGGUUCCUGGCAAAGGAGAGAUCACGGAUAUGGAUUUAUUCGACAAGGAGCGACAUCUCGUCUACUCUGGACCUGUUUGGAUGAAGGGCAAGUCAGACAAUGGAUUCUCUGACAAGUGGCAAGAGUUGCAGGCUGCGUUGUUGGAUAACUACUUCAUCAUUUACCAAGAAGAGCGAAUCUCACCUACUGUAACGAAGAAGAUCCAAACACACCGACCUAUCCCUCUAUCCUUUGUUCGACUCGCAUCCUUCAAUUCAGAUCCAGAUAUCCGAAAAGAAAAAGAAGGGGGAAUCUUUCAAACGAAGGAUGUCCCUAUGUACCCUUUCACUUUCUACCACGCGUCUCUGGCGCAUAUGAAGGCCUUCAAGCUAUAUGUCAAUUCAGAUGCUGUGCGAAAGAAGUGGUAUUCAUCGUUUGUAGACGCAUUGGGCGUCCACCAGGUCAAGCAGGAGAGCAAUCCUUGGUAUACGCAAACGCAGUUGGUAGACGGUUUCUUCAGAAUACCGCGUGAAGCGGUUAUCACGCCACACUCGAAAGCGACGGGUAGAAUUGUUUGUGCUGCACCAUUCGGCUGGUAUAAAGCCCUCCAAUUCCCGAGCAUCAACUAUGUCACCGUUCUCCAGGGAAUUAACAAUCUGGUCUUCAACAAAUUCAUAAUCCACUACGACACGAACGUUGUAUCCUACUCAUUAGACUUGUUGGCCAUGGUGGCCAUCGGGCAGGGUAAUCCGCGCAUGCUUGAAGCUUCGAGAGAAACUGUGACUCCCGCUGAUCACAGUGUCAUGUUCAUUCGGCAAGUCGUUAUGAUGGAUCGGGUGUUGUGGCUAAUACCGAAGGAAGCAUACGACGUGGUUGCGCUAACGAGAACCCUGGGUAUCUGUACACGAGAUGGAAUCGUCACUGCGGGACCUAGCAACCUUGCAGGAGCAUCGACCCUUCCGAUACCCACAAUCCUGGACUCCUCGCCCGCCAGUGUGCGGCUCAAGUCACAGAUCGAUGGAGCGAGGCCUUUAGGCUUCCUGCUUGUUAGCAGCGAAGAAAUCAUGGUCGUCUAUGACGACUUGGGAUGCUACGUUGACACCCGCGGAAGACCCACUCGGAAGUGCGGGUACAUCCGUUGGGAAACCAAAGUCACGUCCUACGCUGUCCGGAACGCAUUCCUCCUCCUCAUCUCUUCCCGCAAUAUCGAAAUUCGCAACAUUGCCAACGGUCGACUGUUGCAGGUGAUAGAAGGCGGUGAUAUACGGCUGCUGUUUUCCGAGCCUUGUUUGAAGCCUCAGGAUAACGUGUUGGUAGCGAUGAGAGGGAGGUUUAAUGACUCUCAAGGCUUGAGCGAGAAAGUGGUUGAGUUGGUGCUGGCGGAGGAUCCUGCGACUGCUCAAUCUCCGAAUGGGAAUGGGUCACAUCCGAAUGCCCACAUGUGGGCGGAUUGGGAUAUGUGA
Molecule: messenger RNA, 3210 nt
Organism: Coprinopsis cinerea okayama7#130
Lineage: Eukaryota; Fungi; Basidiomycota; Agaricomycetes; Agaricales; Psathyrellaceae
Product: signal transducer
Exons: 12
Coding region: 1-3210 (1069 amino acids)
Molecular function (GO): guanyl-nucleotide exchange factor activity
Source: RefSeq, a predicted model, not a curated record